Messenger RNA from Stomoxys calcitrans (stable fly), 3979 nucleotides. It is a transcript of the gene Mgat4a, whose product is annotated as alpha-1,3-mannosyl-glycoprotein 4-beta-N-acetylglucosaminyltransferase A. NCBI's taxonomy places the organism in Eukaryota, Metazoa, Arthropoda, Insecta, Diptera, Muscidae. Gene Ontology annotation, molecular function: acetylglucosaminyltransferase activity. Gene Ontology annotation, biological process: protein N-linked glycosylation. The transcript has 3 exons. Gene Ontology annotation, cellular component: endoplasmic reticulum; endoplasmic reticulum-Golgi intermediate compartment; Golgi stack. The coding region runs from base 1744 to 3498 and encodes 584 amino acids. The record is from RefSeq and is a predicted model, not a curated record.
UUGUACACAGUCUUUGUCAUAAGCCGGUCGUCGACCAUGUGAAAAUCAUUUGUGCGGCAGCCAAACAUCGUUGAGACAACUAUUACAAACAUUUAUCCAAACAUUUCACCUUGUGGAUUAGUCAAAGCGCAAAUAGUUUGGCGUUCGUAGAUUUCCCAAAUAAAAAAAAAAGGAGACAGCUUAAUGGCACAUGAAUGGCCGUUCGUUAUUAGCGUGACUCUGAAAGAUUAUGACGGAUUUGUUUUGGUUAAACGGUUGGCGGUCUUAAAUUAAUGACACAUUUUCAGCAUGUUUAGCGCGAUUACAAACAAAUGCAAAGAUAAACAAAAUAAACACACAACAAAUUAAUGAAUGGUGCAGCAAUUAGAGUGUAAGAUAUGUGCGUUCGUCUGUAUGUGUUUAAGUUUGAGGCUAAAUAAUUCAUGGCAAUGUAAAAUGUGACGAGAACCAAUAAAACAGGCAACAAUAAAAUGCCUCAUUGCUUUUUAGACCAUACGCUCAAAUUGAAGUGACCCCUAUACUGGGAAACGAAUUGAAUCCAGCAACUAAAUACAUUAUGUAAAUUUCGCUUCUAUGGCAUUUCCAAAUAAACAAAGGCGGGGGAAAUCUGCAGCAUUAUCCCCUUAGAUAAAUAACACACACACACACACACACAUGGAAUUUUUAAAAUGGAAUUGAUUUUCCGUAACUUAACCGUAAUAGCCUAAAAAUACAACAACAAAAAUUUUACUAAAGAAACUACAAAUAACCACGACAACAAAUGUUUCGAAACGAUAAUACAUUAUUUAGUCUAAGGAAAUACUACAAAACAGAUACUAAAAUGUAAUAAAAUUUUUAUUAAAAAGUUGCUGAAACUACCAAACACACACCCUUGCAGAGAUAAACAAGACAACACAAAGUUUUUAAAACUAUGGAAAUUUUCUAAAGAAACUUAAACGGAAACUGAAACCCAACAAUUACUUAUUGCUUAAGAACAAGAAGUCUUCGAAGAUUGUCUAACGAUAAAAGCCAUGAAAGAAUUUAUGAAAUAAUUUUUUACAUAUAUUUUUCUGCCAUCUUUACAUUAUUGUCUACAUCAAUAUAAAAUUGUUUACAAACAUUAUAACAAAAGAAAAGAACAAAAACAAAAACAAAAACAAAUGCUACUACUAUACAACGCAAACUUUAUACUCGUAAAUUUUUAAUUUAACUGACCAAAGGCGUAAUAACUAGAACGACAAAAUACAAUCAAUGAGGAUAUUAUUGAUUUUUUCAAUACUACAUGCAAACCAAAUCUAACAAAUCUCGAAUUUCAUCGUAACGUAUACAACCAGAGAGAGUGCGAAAGAGAGAGAGAGAGAGAGAGAGAGAGAGAGAGAUCAAGGGAGAAAACACGGAUUGAACGUCAUAAAACUCUCUCAACAACAUUAAGCAUCGCAACAUCAUUAAACACCUGACGGUUUUCAAAUUUCAACUUUAAGAGGGCCAUCUUAAGGCAUAGAAAGGCUGAAGCUUUAAGGAAAACAGUUUUGAAAGUUAUUUUCUCUAUCGCUCACAAUUAGAGUUUUGUUGCAGAAGCAUAACCAAAGUGCCGUUAUUCGGCCUGUAUUUCGCACACUCUUUCUUACUGUUGCUGUCAUUUAUUGUAAUUCGUAUUUAACCUGUGCUACGUUCUUGCUGGAACACCUUUAUUGUAAUAUGAUGGUCAACCUGUUGCCAUUGAUCCUUUAAGAAUACCAAAAAAAAACAACAACAACAGCAAGCAUGUUUAAAAUACGCCAACGCAGCUGUCUUUUGUUAACCCUAGUCCUAAUUCUAUUGCCAUGUGUUAUUGUUUUAAUGAUAAUGGGUCCAGAAUUAUCCACCGAACAAUCGCUGUCACAGCGCCUAGGCGAAUGUCAUAUGCGCUUGCAAUAUUUGGAGUCCAUGUAUAGGACGCGUCAAGAAGAUGUCACCCUAUUGGCACAGUAUUUGAUGCAGUUGCAAAACACCAGCAGUGGGGUGACCGCCAUUCCUGCCGGCGGUGGUGCGGCAAUGCUAGAUAAAAACUCCUCUACUCUGUUAAAUUCUGCCGCCGCGCCUACUUCUCUGCUGGAUGGCCUAUCAGCAGAGGCACGUCAAAUUUUACGCAAUGCCUCUCAACUACAUUCGCAACAAAUGCAUUUGUCUGCCUCAUCGAAUGUUCGUUUGCCCACGGCCUAUCAUUUUUUGCCUCAUCUCUCGGAUGAUCCGAAUUCUUUGCGUCCCGCCCUAUUACGUUCCCAUGGCCGCUCCGACGUAAGCAUUGUCUUAGGCAUACCCACAGUGAUGCGAGAAAAACAAUCCUAUCUCUUGGGUACUUUGCAUAAUCUCAUUGAGAAUAUGAACGAAGAGGAGCAAAAUGAGACUUUAAUAGUUGUCUAUAUUGGAGAAAAUGAUGCAGAGAGUGUACAACAGAUAGCCAAAACGGUGGAGGUAGCAUUUGAACCCUAUUUGGAAUGUGGUCUAAUUGAGAUUAUAGCCCCUUCCCCAUCGUAUUAUCCGAAUUUUGAUAGGCUAAGGAUAACACUGAACGAUUCGUUGGAGCGAGUAAGAUGGAGAAGUAAACAGAAUUUGGAUUUUGCCUAUCUCAUGGCUUAUGCACAGACAAAAGGCACUUUCUAUGUCCAACUGGAGGAUGACAUAUUGGCCAAAAGGCAUUUCAUAACCACCAUGAAAAAAUUCGCCAUCACUAAAAGUGCUUUGACCAAACCCGACCAGCCACCAUGGUUUCUCUUGGACUUUUGCCAAUUGGGUUUCAUAGGUAAAAUGUUCAAGUCAGCCGAGCUGCCUUAUCUCAUAACCUAUUUCCAAAUGUUCUACAAUGAUAAGCCCGUCGAUUGGCUGCUGGCCUAUUUUAUGGAGUCCAAAGUGUGUCGCAAUGAUCUCGAUCAGAAACAUUGCAAUCAAGAGAAGGCCAAAUAUUGGCUACACUAUCGGCCUUCGUUGUUCCAGCAUAUAGGCACCAGUUCGUCGCUGAGAGGUAAGGUGCAAAAACUCAAGGAUAAACAAUUCGGUUCGAAAGUACCCACCUUUUAUGCCCAUAAUCAUAAUCCACCGGCCCAGGUUAAGACAAAUAUAGCGCCGUAUAAAAACUUUCAACUGAAGCGAGCUUAUCGUGGAGAAACCUACUUUUGGGGUCUCUUGCCCCAGCCGGGCGAUCAAGUGCAGUUCAUUUUCGAAAAACCCACUGGACUCAAGCACUAUCUGUUUCGAAGUGGCAAUUCAGAACAUCCUUCAGAUCGUUUCUACAAUACCACAAUAGAAGUUUUACCCGCCGAUACAUUGAGUGAAAGUUCCCCCGUGUGGAGUUUUUACAACUCCACCACAGAUGGCUAUCUUAUAGUGGGGGCCUUUGACAAUAUGGGUGUUGCAGAGGGAUCGAUAGAUUCGAAAAUUGGAGCCAUAAAGGAGAUACGUUUGCAUGUGCAUGGUGACAGUGAAAAUUGGGCUUUACUCAGUGAAAUUGAUCUGCAAGCGGAGGGGAGCAACAAAAGAUGAUGGGUGUAUGGUGAAAUGCAACAGGGGGCGCAAGUGACACCCCAAAUACAAAUGACGAAUCUCGGAACAACUGAUGGUGAUGUUGAGCAAAGGCUUACUUCUAUGGUAGUAUAAUCUUACACCUUCUCCUUCUCCUCCUCCUCAUCCUCCUCCUCGUAUUAGCAAGCUGUGUUUUAUGAUGAUGAUGACGUUGACGUUGACGUUAAUGGCCAUGACGACCUACAAAACCAUUUGGACUUGUUUGUCCACAAUAUGCUACUCCAAGGUGUUUUAUUUUCUAAGUGUUUUUUUUUUAUUAUUAUUAUUACACAACACACAUACCCGUGCAUACAAACUUUUGCAGCAAUCACACAGCAAACAAACACAUAAGGGGUUUUCCACAACAAAACGAACAAUGCUCAAUAAGAAUAUGUUUUGAAUGUUCUUGUAUAAGUUUUCGUCUUUUUGGUACCAACAAAAAAACUCUUGGAAGUUUUUUUUU